UGACUCACCUGUCUGAUGCUGUGCGGCUCCCCUUGUGACCAGGUGUGCUUGCAAGGAAGAGCAGGACCUCUGACACAAAUCUGGGUGUUGAGGAUUGAAGACUGCCUGCCUCCUCUGGGGAGCUCCCCAUCCAAGAGAGUCUCCCCCUCCAAACGGAAGCAGUACUACAUCAACCAGGCCAUCCGCAACUCUGACCUCAUCCCAAAGGCCAAGGGGCGCAAGAGCCUUCAAAGGCUGGAGAACAGGCUCUGUUUCCUAGCUCGGUACUUGAUGACCCUGCUGGAGCGGGACGAAUGUGGGAAUGACGAUGGGGAACUCACGCACUCUGCUGCCCCAAGCAUCUUCACGGAGGCCUGCAACAACGAGACGUACAUGGAGAUCUGGAAUGACUUCAUGAACCGGUCUGGUGAGGAACAGGAGAGGGUCCUGCUCUACCUAGAGGAAGAGGCCAAGAAGAAGCACAAGAGGAAGCUUCCUGUUAAAGCGGAGGACAAUUGGAAAGAGCAUCCUGCUUACACACCGAAAGAAUGUUUCCAGCGCAUCAGCCGCCGGCUUCGUACCACGCUGAGACGAGGCAGGAUCCCUAUGGUGAGACCCUGCCAUAUCAUUGGUCAGGUGAUCAUCCAGGGGACCCUGGAGUGUCUGGAGGAGGAGUUACUGGCCUUUUUCUCCGUCACCCCUCACUCUGUCUACACAGCAAUGAUGGACAAUAGCUUUGAGCGGCUGCUGCUCCACGCUCUCUGCCAGUACAUGGACCUCGUCUCUGCCAGUUCUGACUUUGAAGGGAAACGCCAAAUGAAAGUGAGCAACAAACACAGAGACUUCCUGCCCCCGGAAUUACUGCUGUCCGCCUACUUGGAGCAGAUGAGCUGAUAGGUCUGGAAGACGUCCCAUUCACUGCUCUGACGGCUUCUACGAUCCCCAUAUCUGCUCUCCAUCCACUCAGUCCUCGGCGCACAAACGGGCUGUGUCCCCACCCUCAGGCCACUGCACAAGUGCAGAGACUGGUCAAACUGGUGGGUGGGUUUGUGUGGAGCUGGUUAGAUCGCCGUCCCCUGUUCCUUGCUUCGAGAGAGGAAGUCUUCCCUUGCCCGUCGCUGAAGCCCUGCAUUCAUCUCCCGCAGCUGCCACACUCUUCCUGUGUGGCAAAGCUGGUGUGACUUCCAGCUUCCUCCCCGCUCCCGGGGUUCUCCUGAUUCCACCCAAGGCUUCUCUGUACUGCUCCCGGGACCCAGUGAAGGGUACUGUCUCUGCUCCUCGCAGAGGGGCCUGGCAGAGGCCUGCAAGCACCCCCCAGGCAGACCACUCUGUUGUGUGGAACCACCUGUUGGACAGCCCAAAACAUCAACCUUCAUCAUGCUAAAGUGUCCAACCCCCACUCAAGGACUGAGGACUCUGCCUCUCUUAAAGCUGGAAGGCUGAGGCCUUUGCUCUGGAUGGGCAGCGUCCUACUGGUUGGAGCGGGUGGAGGGGGGGUAGGAGCUGACUCCAGGGGUCUCCCCUGCUGCCUGUAGGCUGGUGGGAGGUUAGGAAGUGUCCAUCGACACUGUCAAAUGCAUAUCAGCUGUUGUUGCGAGACUGGUCCCUCUGUCGCUUAGAUGGGAUCUUGAUUGUGUCUCUUCUGCCCCCCAAGUCAUGUUCCAGAUUCAGAAUCCAGCCAGGUUUGGGGCAAUGGUGAAAGUCCUGUUCGCAUAAAAUGGAAUGGUGCUUUUAACUGUGCUGGGGGAACAAGAUCGCUCCUGAAUAGUGAAGAUGGGGCCCUUCAUCUCGGCUCCUUCAGGCCACAUCCUCCCCUCAUUUUUCUGACGCACUGGCCUCUUAGCUUGGCAGGGGGGUUCCAGGACCUGCUGCUGCUGCCAGAUAUCACCACGCUUACGGUGUGUGACCAGCCUGCCUAGCCCCGCCUUGGGCGUGGUGCUAUCUCUAGGCAGUAGCUGCACUGCCUGGAAGUGUGAUUGUCUACACACCAGCUCAUUUAAACACAACCAGCCUGUCCCUGGGGGACUCUGGCUUCCCCCGGGGGUGAGUUUGGAGCAGUAUUUUUGUGACAAAACAGUUCCCUUUUGGCCUUAGCAUUUCAGCUGCUCUGACCUGGCCAUUGAGCAUCUGAAUUGGUCUCAUUCCCCAGUUCAGCAAACACUUCAGCAGAUGCCUACAGCUUAAGCAUAGGCUGAAGGGCUUUGCUGAAUGUCCAGCAGCUGCCUGGAGCAGAUCACUUGUAAGUUGCAUUUCACAAACCAGGGAGGCAGGGGAAUUACCACAGACUGCAACAGCCUUUCAGGGUCAGGCAUGGGCACUGCUUUGGUUGGUACCUAAC
Messenger RNA from Chelonoidis abingdonii (Abingdon island giant tortoise), 2317 nucleotides. The record is from RefSeq and is a predicted model, not a curated record. Lineage: Eukaryota; Metazoa; Chordata; Testudines; Testudinidae.